AUGUCUUUAUUAGAAAAAGAGAACGACAUAUUCGAAGAAGCGUCUGGCGAAGCACACCAAAUAGACUACACUCCCAUCGAGGUGCUGAAGGAGGGUGGCAUAUCGCCUGCGGACAUAUCGAAGCUCAUUGAGUGCGGGUUCCGGACGGCGGAAAGCAUAGUCUAUGCGCCCAGGAAGAAGCUCAUGAACAUAAGAGGCUUUGCAGAGGCAAAGGUUGACAAAAUCAUCAAGGAAGCCAGCCGGUAUGUGGAAAUCGGGUUCCAGACGGCAGACGCCAUCCACCAGAAGAGGCUGCAGAUGAACAUGAUCACCACGGGGUCUGCCGAGCUGGACAAGCUGCUUGGCGGGGGGAUCGAGACCAGGUCUAUAACCGAGCUGUUUGGCGAGUUCAGAACCGGAAAGACCCAGAUGUGCCACAUGCUUGCGGUGACCUGCCAGCUGCCCAUUGAAAUGGGGGGCUGCAACGGAAAGGCCAUAUACAUAGACACAGAGAACACGUUCCGGUCAGAGCGGCUCAUUGAGAUUGCCAAGAGAUACGAGCUGGAUCCGGCGGAAGUGCUGUCAAAGGUGUCUGUGGCCAGGGCGUACAGCGCAGACCACCAGACAGACCUGGUCAAGCAGGCCAGCGGGCUUAUGGCAACCGGCGAGUACAGGCUUCUCAUUGUGGACUCCGUGAUUGCGCACUACAGGACAGACUAUGCUGGAAGAGGAGAGCUCAGCGCGCGCCAGAUACACUUGGGCGUCUACCUGCGGUCUCUAAUGCAGCUGGCCGACGAGUACAACGUGGCCAUUGUCAUCACAAACCAAGUUGUUGCCACGGUGGACGGAGCGGCAGCCAUGUUUGGAGGAGACACGAAAAAGCCAACAGGCGGGCACGUGCUAGCACAUGCCAGCACAACCCGGCUGUAUCUGAGAAAAGGCAGAGGCGACCUCCGUAUCUGCAAAGUGUACGACUCUCCGUCGCUUCCUGAGGCAGAAGCCACCUUCCGAAUCAUAAAGGAGGGCAUUUCCGACGCGGACGAAUAA
Molecule: messenger RNA, 1026 nt
Organism: Nematocida major
Lineage: Eukaryota; Fungi; Microsporidia
Product: DNA repair protein RAD51
Exons: 1
Coding region: 1-1026 (341 amino acids)
Biological process (GO): chromosome organization involved in meiotic cell cycle; double-strand break repair via homologous recombination; DNA strand invasion
Cellular component (GO): condensed nuclear chromosome
Molecular function (GO): double-stranded DNA binding; ATP hydrolysis activity; ATP binding
Source: RefSeq, a predicted model, not a curated record